Molecule: messenger RNA, 2428 nt
Organism: Parasteatoda tepidariorum (common house spider)
Lineage: Eukaryota; Metazoa; Arthropoda; Arachnida; Araneae; Theridiidae
Product: putative sodium-dependent multivitamin transporter
Biological process (GO): transmembrane transport; sodium ion transport
Cellular component (GO): membrane
Molecular function (GO): symporter activity
Source: RefSeq, a predicted model, not a curated record
AGGUCAAACAUUACACACUUUCACUCCCCGAGACUAAUGAGUGUUUUGUUAUUUAUUAUCGUUUGUGUUGUUCUAAUGGCAACGUUAUGGUAUUAAAUUUACUCGCUGUCAUUAUAUUGGAAAAAAGAAGAAAAAAAGUUUUAAAUGGUUUGAAGAUUUGAAUAGGACAAAUGUUUUUUUUUAAUUCUUUCUUUUAUCCUUUCGGUGUGUUCAGUAUUUCGACUGCUCUUGUGUUAUAAUUGAUGCCAAGUUGUUGUCUAAUACAUUGAAGUGAAAAGGAAAUCAAAUAUUUAAUCGUGGUUCAUGGAAAAGAAAAGAAAGGACUAAAGAACCAUAAACACUGCUCUGCUGUCUUUUAUCGCGAUACAUUUUUUAAAGAAAAGAUGGAAGCAGAAAAGGCUAUACUCGGAGGAUGGGAUUACCUGAUGUUUUCUAUAAUGCUUCUGAUAUCAGCAGGAAUUGGCGUCUAUUUCCGGUUCAGUGGUGGUAAACAGAAAACUACAGAAGAGUUCCUCUUAGCUGGAAAAGACAUGCCAAUCUUGCCAGUAUCGUUUUCAAUCAUGGCAACAUUUCUCUCUGCCAUAACUAUUGUUGGAACACCAGCUGAAAUGUACUAUUUUGGAAUUCACAUGGCUUACCUAAACAUAUCAUAUGUCAUUGGCAUAGUGAUAUCUGCUUAUCUUACUUUGCCAGUGUUUUUUGAAAUGCAAGCUUCAACAGCGUAUGAGUAUCUUGAAAGAAGGUUCGGACAAACUGCCAGGACAAUCGCCUCGUUAGCUUUUGUUUUACAAAUGAUACUUUAUAUGUCAGUUGUUUUGUAUGCUCCCGCUUUAGCAUUGAGCGCUGUAACCAAUUUGUCAACAUGGGUUGCUAUAGUUUCAGUUGGAGUGGUAUGCACAUUUUACUGCACCAUUGGAGGAAUGAAAGCUGUCCUAUGGACGGACGUAUUUCAAUCAUUGCUCAUGUUUCUCGGAAUUUCUGCUGUUAUAACAAAAGGGUUUUUAGAUGUUGGCUUUUAUGAUGUAUUCAAGAUCGCGAAUGAAGGCGGAAGAAUUUUAAUUCCUGGGUUUGAAGCAAGUUUCUACACUCGCUAUACCGUUUGGAAUAUGUUGAUUCAGGGAAUAAUAUUGUCUAUGACAGCCUUCAGUGCAAAUCAAGUACAAAUCCAAAGAUUGCUUACUGUCAAAAACAUUGACAUAUCUCGGAAGGCAUUGUGGUACAGUAUUCCACUGGGUUGCUCAUUUCAUUUACUGGCUUGUUUGUCUGGCGUCAUUGUCUAUUCAUAUUUUGCAGAAUGUGAUCCUUUAACCCCGCCAAACAACCCUAUACACAAAGGCGAUCAAUUGCUGCCAUAUUUCAUGAUAAAGAGCUUAGGACAUUUUCCUGGGUUGCCAGGUAUUUGCAUCUGUGGAAUUUUCAGUGCUUCUCUCAGCACUGUUUCCUCUGCAGUGAAUUCUUUGACUGCAGUGACAAUGCAAGAUUUAGUACGACCUUUUCUUGAAGCAAAAGGAUUUUCACAGGACAAAUUGUCUUUUGCUGCACAAGUGAUAACUAUGUUCUUUGGUGUCCUUUGUAUUGCCUUAACAUUUUUAGUAGCUACAUUUGGCAGCAUUAUUCAAGCUUCAUUCAUUGUUUUUGCAAUACUUGGUGGUCCAGUCUUAGGAACAUUUUUGCUCGGAAUGCUGACGACAAGAGCUAAUGAAAAGGGUGCUGUAGUGGGACUUUUAGUUUCAAUUGCAGUGGCUUCUUGGAUUAGCUUCAGCACAUCUUACCAUGGGCCUCAGCCAAAAAUUCUUCCGGUUUCUGUGGCUAAAUGUCCUGUUCUUAACAUAUCGAUUGCUGAUCAACUUUUCCUGUUGAAUGAUACAGUUCUGUCUAGUGCAAAAGACAUUGACAAGUACGAGAUCCCGGUUGAACCGAAACUUGUACAGUCUUCAGAUGAAGAUAUAUUCCCAUUGUAUAGAAUUUCCUAUAUGUGGUUCGCUCCCAUUGGUUUCAUCUUUUCAUUUGUCAUUGGAUACGUCACAAGCAUUCUUAUAAACAUGAAAACAGGUAAAACAAAAUAUGUAUCACCUGAUUUGCUCAGUCCUGCAGUAAAGUGGUUCAUUCACAAAUCCCCAGAUGUUUUAGAGAAAAAAGAAGUAAAAUUUCCGGUAAAAGUUGAACUUCAAGCAGUUUACAGAAAAACUAAAGAUAAUGAAGCGAUGAAAAAAGCCAAAGAAAGUUCAUCGGAAAGCUAUAAAUUUUAGAAAUUAAUAAAAAUAUUGACACAUUAUUUUACAUUAUACAUUUAUUCAUCUUGGAAAACAUGUUCGAAUCUAUUUUAAACAAUUACAUUGUCAUGAAUCAAAACGAUGUGAAAUUAUUUUUGUAUUCAUUAGCAUAUACAUACACUUUGUACAUUUUUAAUAAAAUUGAAAUUUUUUGA